AUGGCAGAAGCAAAUGGAUCCACGUGUACCUUCCAUCGGAUAGUUACCUUCACCGUGCUGAUGGUGCUGCUAACGCUUGCCCGAUUACCAACGGUGAACAGCUUCUGCCCUUCGCUCUGCACCUGCGAAAGUGAUCGCAAUCUACGGACGUCCUGCAUAAACGCAUCGCUCGAGGUGGUACCGAUACAGCUCAAUCCGGACGUGCGGUACCUUAACCUUACCGCCAACCAGAUCACCAACGUACACUUUACGCUGGCCUUCUACUAUCAGCUAGAGUCGCUCGAUCUGUCCCACAACCGGAUCGACUCGCUCGGUUCGAAAAACUUCGAAUCGCAGGAAAAGCUGCUGGCGCUCAACCUAAGCCAUAAUGUGUUGCAGAGUCUGCUUAAGGACAGCUUCCGAGGGUUGAAACGGCUUGAGCUGUUGCGGCUCGGUGACAAUCAGCUGGAGCAGAUCCAUCCGACCGCCUUUCAGGCGCUAACCUCCCUAAGAAGGCUCGAGCUGAUGAAUAACCGGCUGGUGAGCUUCGAGGAUGGUGUGUUAAGGCCACUGGUGGCACUGGAAACGCUGCUGCUAACCAACAACCAGCUGCUCGAGGUACCGUACGAGGGCAAUCUGGAGUAUGGGCGGUCACUGCGCCAUCUCGACCUGUCCACCAAUCUGAUCGAGUACGUCGCAAACGAUAGCUUCGGCGCCCUGCACGAGCUGCGCACACUCCGGCUGGCCGGGAACGUGCUGAUGGAGCUCGACUGGAGCGCUUUCAGCGGUUUAAACGCCCUGCAGCUUCUCGACCUGGCGGAUAACAAUCUAACGACCAUCCCAACGGUGCAACUGUCGAAGCUGUACAAUCUGACCACGCUGACACUGAGCGGUAACUCGUUCGUGGAGCUACCGGCGGUUGCCUUUCAGAAUCUGUUUCAGCUGCGUGAGCUGCAUCUGGACCGGUUGGAUCGAUUGGAGCACAUCGAUACGAGAGCGUUUAUCGACAACACACACCUGCAGGUGUUGACGCUCGACGACAAUCCUUCAUUUUCGGCCCUUCCUGUGCGCCUGUUUCACGGCAACCCGCAUCUGAUUGACAUUUCCAUGCGGCGCAACGCGCUCCUAACGCUGGAUGCCGUCCAGUUUCCGCUCGAUCGCCUGCAGCGCUUGAAGCUGGCCGGAAAUCCGCUCGUGUGCAACUGCACCAUUCGCUGGCUGUGGCGACUAGUGACCGGUACGCUUGAUGACGACGAUGGCGACGAUCCGGACGGUGUUGCCUUCCUGGGGAAAUCGUUAGCCGAUCAUUCGAACAUAACGACCGUGUUGCUGAUCGAUAAGGAUGAGAUCGGAUGUGAUCUGAACGAGGACGGACUAGUGACGCGUCGCACGCUUCGCAACAUGUCCGAAGGUGAUAUAAACUGUCCCGCCCAUCUCGUGACAGUGCUGAGCAUACUUCUCAGCUUGAUACUGUUAGCUCUCGGAGCUGGCGCGGCAAUCGUCUACAGACGGAAGUCUCGCGAGCGCAAAAAGAUUUUACAGGAGCGCAAGAACGUGCACGAGCGUAUCGUGCCGCAGAAGGUGGACAAGUUGGAGCUGGAGCGUUACCUUGCACAUCAGGUCCUGUCGAAUGAUUACCGUGAGCUGAGGCCUGCCUGUGAUCUUCCCGUGCGGUACGAUCUGAAGUACCCGGAUCAGACGGCACACCAGCUGGGAGGUGGUCUCGAUGUGGAUCCCGACUCUGACCACUACGAGAACAUAGACUACCUCCAGCAUCAGCGUGUCCUGGGCAAUGUCUCCACACCGCACGCGUCCGCACAUUCGAUCAUUACGAAUCCUUUCCACCAUCAACCCCCGAGCCAGUACCACUUCGGGCAAGGCCAUCCUCAGGUACAGCCCCAACUGCAUCCUGCUUCCUACUCACACCAACCACAUCAAAGUCCACCCCAUCAUCACCAUCACCAUCAACGUCCUCCGGCACCAGCGAUGACGAUGCAGCAUCCGCACAAGUACCCGCACCAGCACCAAACGGCAGGUCCUCUGCCGGGGGCUGCCAACAACAGUAACACCUUGCCAGUGCCUCCAGCGCAGCGUAGCGUCAACAACUACUCGCCCAACUUCUUCAUCUACGUCCUGUACUCACACUUCAUUCUGCUCCUGCUAGCGUUAUGA
Messenger RNA from Anopheles marshallii, 2151 nucleotides. Its product is annotated as nyctalopin-like. The transcript is spliced from 3 exons. The record is from RefSeq and is a predicted model, not a curated record. Bases 1 to 2151 code for a protein of 716 amino acids. Lineage: Eukaryota; Metazoa; Arthropoda; Insecta; Diptera; Culicidae. Gene Ontology annotation, molecular function: protein binding.